Molecule: messenger RNA, 1968 nt
Organism: Myripristis murdjan (pinecone soldierfish)
Lineage: Eukaryota; Metazoa; Chordata; Actinopteri; Holocentriformes; Holocentridae
Gene: arl13b
Product: ADP-ribosylation factor-like 13b
Biological process (GO): receptor localization to non-motile cilium; non-motile cilium assembly
Cellular component (GO): non-motile cilium; ciliary membrane; motile cilium
Molecular function (GO): GTP binding; GTPase activity
Source: RefSeq, a predicted model, not a curated record
AGCACGUCCGCAGCCUAGCAGCAGAAACAGAAGGCAUAAACAAAGUAGUAAAGCUAGCUGCUAACCAGCUAUCUAGCCGAGCAGUGAACCUCAAGGCAUGUUAGGCCACCAUGAGAUCCCGUUUCAUUGCCGCUACGUGAGCAAGAACAGCUUUUAUGCAUCUUGUUUUGUCUCUUGCUGCCCCGAUAUUCAGCCUGAACGAGAUACCGUUAAAACAAGCUAGUUUUAGCUUCAGCUAGCUAACCCCAAGCUAGGAUGCUAAAUUAACUUAAGCUCCAGUAAGGCAUAACGUCGACGUUAGCACAAAGUCGGUUUACAUGUAGCGACACGAGUUCGUGUUUUGGGGAAUAAACCUUACUUAACCUAAUGUAAUAUCCUAAUUCAACAGCACCGAGUACGCUAGCAAUUUAACUCGAUACGUGGACCGUUAAGAGCUGAGCAAUGCUAACGCUAUGAGCUAGUUAUGUAGCUAAUUGAGGUUGAACCGAGCCGCUAGAUAGCUACUUGUCAUCUACUAAACAAGGCUGGUUAGUGGUGUGACAUUCCUACCUAGAUGACCAGUUGACUUGACCUGCGAUGUUUAGUCUGAUGGCGAAUUGCUGCAACUGGUUGAAACGCUGGCGUGAGCCUGCAAGGAAGGUGACGCUGGUUAUGGUGGGACUAGACAAUGCAGGGAAGACUGCCACGGUCCGAGGGAUCCAAGGGGAGAGCCCGCAGGAUGUGGCUCCCACUGUGGGUUUCUCCAAGGUGGACCUGAAGCAGGGCAAGUUUGAGGUCACUAUCUUCGACCUCGGCGGUGGCAAGAGGAUCCGGGGCAUCUGGAAGAACUACUACUCUGAGUCGCACGGCGUGGUGUUUGUGGUGGACUCCAGCGACGUACAGCGGAUCCAAGAGACACGGGAGACCAUGGCUGAGGUCCUCCAGCACCCACGCAUCGCUGGCAAGCCUGUCCUCGUGCUUGCCAACAAACAGGAUCAGGAGGGAGCACUGGCCGAGGCAGACAUCAUUGAGAACCUGUCGUUAGAGAAGCUUGUGAAUGAGAACAAGUGUCUUUGUCAGAUCGAGCCAUGUUCUGCAGUCUUGGGCUAUGGCAAGAAGGUGGACAAGUCCAUCAAGAAUGGCUUGAACUGGCUUCUCAACAACAUUGCCAAAGACUAUGAGGCUAUUACUGAGCGUGUGCAGAAAGACACAGCUGAGCAGCGCGCCCUGGAAGAGCAGGACAGGAAGGAGAGAGCAGAGAGAGUGCGGCGAAUACGAGAGGAGAGAGAGAGGCUGGAGAGGGAGGACGCAGAGCGCAACGGCGGGCAGAUACAGGAAGAGGAGCCUGAUGAUGAGAACAUGCCAAGUCCCUUCCAGCCCAUAGGCAAUCUAAUCACUGAGAAUGAGGACAAAGAGAAGGAGAGGAGUCGGCUAAGAGAGCUGGAGCAGUGCAGGGCCAACAGCCUGAAGGGAGAUGAAGAUCAAGAGGAAGAGGAAUAUGAGGAGGAUAAUGAUGAAGAGCCAGAUGAUGCAAGGCAAAUGCCCGAAACAGCCAACUCUGGUGAGUGUGAACAAGGCAAAAAGAAGAGCAGGAAACUGCACCUGAAGAGGAAGCACCGGGUUGACCCGCUGAGGACAGAGGACGUCCCCACAGAGAGCCCCACCCCUCCACCCCCUCCAGUGGGAUGGGCCACACCCAAAGCUUCUAGGCUGCCAAAACUAGAGCCACUUGGGGACUCGAGACAUUCUGAAUUUUACAGGAAGCCGCUGCCGCCGGUCGCGAUUAGGCUGCGGCCUAACGGUGAUGCUCAUGAUGUCAUUUCCUAAACCCCGCCCUCCCCCUUUCAUUGACUCUGACUCUCCCCCAAUCAUGGCUCUCCCCUUUUUUGCUUUCUGUCUCAAGCACGCAGUGUAUAGACAACCAAAAACUCACUGCAGCGGAUCGGAAGACGUGGCAGCCUAUGAGCUCGGAAGCCCGACGGACUUGUU